Molecule: messenger RNA, 1767 nt
Organism: Solanum pennellii
Lineage: Eukaryota; Viridiplantae; Streptophyta; Magnoliopsida; Solanales; Solanaceae
Product: galacturonokinase
Exons: 14
Coding region: 170-1552 (460 amino acids)
Biological process (GO): galactose metabolic process
Cellular component (GO): cytosol; cytoplasm
Molecular function (GO): ATP binding; galactokinase activity
Source: RefSeq, a predicted model, not a curated record
GCUUUAGGCCUAAUCAAGGGAAAUGACCAUUCAACCGACAAAACAAUUCUUCCCGCAAAUUUGUUAUCUUUGUUAUUAUUAUUUUUCUUAAAUAUAAAGCAAAACCCACUUAAAUAAAGCUCUCAGAUUGACAUUUUUCCACAAGUAUUUCAAAAAAAAAAAUAAAAAAAUGGGUGUUUUUUCUGGUCAUUGGCCUUCUGAAUCAGAGUUGGAUGAAAUACGAAAGAAAGUUGCUGAAUUGUCUGGUAGAGAUGCUCAGGAGGUUAGGGUGGUUGUAUCACCUUACAGAAUUUGCCCAUUGGGUGCUCACAUUGAUCAUCAGGGUGGAACUGUCUCAGCUAUGACAAUCAAUAAGGGUAUACUACUUGGUUUUGUUCCUUCUGAUGACACCCAGGUUACAUUGCAAUCUGGGCAAUUUGAAGGAGAAGUUCGGCUCAGAAUAGACGAAGUUCAGCUUCCUAAGCAUAUGUAUGGGACAAAUGGUUUAACUGAACAAAUGGACUCAUCCCCACCUCAGGAAGAAUGGAAAUGGGGUAACUAUGCUAGAGGAGCAAUCUAUGCCCUGCAGAGCAAAGGAAAUCAUCUGAAAACGGGUAUCACUGGGUUUAUCUGUGGUUCUGAGGGUCUUGACAGUUCAGGUCUCAGCUCUUCUGCCGCGGUUGGUGUUGCAUAUCUGUUGGCUUUUGAGAGUGCGAAUGGUCUUGUAGUGAGCCCAACAGAAAAUAUUGAAUAUGAUAGGCUGAUUGAGAAUGAAUAUUUAGGUCUGAAAAAUGGGAUAUUGGAUCAGUCUGCAAUACUGUUAUCCAGCUAUGGCUGUUUGACCUUCAUGAACUGCAAGAUUUUGUGUUCUCUGGAAAACUCUGACAAUUAUAGACCACAUGUGCAGACCAUAAAACACAAACUGAUACACCCGCCAACAGUGGAAAAUAAUCAUGAAGGAGAGUUCGGUAAUGCAUACAAGAUACUGCUGGCCUUUUCAGGUCUUAAACAGGCAUUGACAACAAAUCCCGGAUAUAAUCGGCGAGUUGCGGAGUGUCAAGAGGCUGCGAAGAUUCUGUUGCAAGCUUCGGGGGAUGAAGAGAUGGAACCUGUUCUAUCAAAUGUUAAACCAGAAGUUUUUGAAGCCCACAAGAGCAAAUUAGAAGCCAACCUAGCUAAACGAGCAGAGCAUUAUUUCUCCGAAAAUGAGAGAGUUAUGAAAGGAAUUGAGGCUUGGGCUUCAGGAAACCUUCUAGAAUUCGGAGAGCUUAUUACAGCAUCUGGUCUAAGUUCUAUUCAAAACUAUGAGUGUGGUUGUGAACCACUGAUACAGCUAUAUCAGGUUCUUCUGAAGGCUCCUGGUGUACUUGGGACACGGUUCAGUGGUGCAGGAUUCCGAGGCUGCUGUAUUGCAUUUGUAGAAGCAGAUAAAGCAGAAGAAGCUGCAACCUUUGUCGUGGACGAGUACAGUAAGCUCCAGCCUGAGUUGGCUAGUCAUCUUAACCAAGGACCGGCUGUAUUAAUAUGUGAUGCAAGUGACUCUGCACGCGUGAUAAGCAACACUUUCAGUUAGCUAAACUAGUAAACGUUCAUAGUUAUAGCUCCAUAAUAUCUCAUUUUUUUUCAUUUCUUCUUUUCAGAUUAUUUGUAUUUCUGUACCCUUUGAGCACUUCCUAUUAUUUCAUUUUCCACAUUUACUUUGUGUAUAUUAAAUUGGACGCUGGAGUGGCAUUACAUCAAUAAAUUGUAUUGGUUAAGGAUUAUAAGAACUUUCUUUAGUGAUUGUCA